This is a messenger RNA of Lagenorhynchus albirostris (white-beaked dolphin), 5052 nucleotides long. It is a transcript of the gene DUSP8, whose product is annotated as dual specificity phosphatase 8. NCBI's taxonomy places the organism in Eukaryota, Metazoa, Chordata, Mammalia, Artiodactyla, Delphinidae. The coding region runs from base 945 to 2672 and encodes 575 amino acids. Gene Ontology annotation, biological process: negative regulation of MAPK cascade; protein dephosphorylation. The transcript has 5 exons. The record is from RefSeq and is a predicted model, not a curated record. Gene Ontology annotation, cellular component: cytoplasm. Gene Ontology annotation, molecular function: MAP kinase tyrosine/serine/threonine phosphatase activity; protein tyrosine/threonine phosphatase activity.
ACGAGUGCAUGCUGCCCUCUACACGUGCGUCGUGUCCAGGACGGAGGGCUCUGCAUGGCCGGCUCUGCGAGGUCAGAGGGUGUCUGCACCUGGCUCUGUGUGUGUGCGUGCGCGUGUGUGUGUGUGUGUGCGCGUGUGUGUGUGUGCGUGUGCGUGCAUGCGUGUGUGUGUGUGUGUGUGUGUGUGAACUCUGGGAACCAGAAGCCACAGAAAUGCAGAUCCUCUGAUUUAGCCGCUGGGCUCGGUUUGGGGACCAAGCAGGGGGGCAGUUUUACAGGGGUCCUGGGCAGAACGGGAACCCUCCCAGGGCCCAGAUGGGAGCCCCUGUGUGUGUGUGUGUGUGGACGCACGUGUGUCCCAGCCAGAAGUGACAACCAGAGGCCCUUCUGGGAGUCUGAGAAGCGGGUACUGGAGCAGCGCCCUCCCUUACCCCUGGGCUGUCCAGGGAAAGGCCAGAGCCUCUCAUGGUCUGUCUCCCUGGGGGGCUGAGGGGGGGUCACCUGGGACCCGGCCGUGCCCCACCUGGCUCACUCAGCCUUAGGAAGCACUGCCUCACCCUGCAGGGUUAGAGUAUUCGCUCCCAUUUCUCUGAGGGCCAAGCCAGGGAGAAGCCGUGACCCCCCACCAUAUGGGGAAGGCUCACAGUGACGCCAAAUCAGGACCCGAACUUGGGGACGGCCUCCUGGCCUGGCCCACGGUGCCCACCUGAACCAGUGAGAACGGCAGGGCAAGGCUGAGGGGGUUAGAGCGAUGCUGCCCGCCCACAAAGGGGAAGUGAGUCUCUUCUCGGGGAUCACCAGCACCGCAGAAGCCAGAAGGGAGGACCAGGUCCCCUCCGUGGGUGGGGCACAGCCAGAGAGAAGGCAGCUCCAGGACAUCGAGGUUUGCUGGAGAGGGCCGUGGGGGCGGGCCGUGCCGGGGUCCAGAACCGGCUGCCGUGACCAAUGCCGCGCCCCUCCCCCCACAGCUGCUCCGCUGGUGACGUCCGGUGGGGGCGGGCAUGGGAAAGGGAGCCUAGCCCUUUAAGCGGCGGGCGGUCCUGCCCAAGCCGGCUGCGCCCCGGUGCGCGUCCCUGCGGAAUGCGGGCUGGUGAUGUCGCCGCAGGCGGCUCAGCCCGCGCGCGUCGCCCUCGCACCGUGGUCGGAGACGGCGGAGGGAGCAGCCCCUGCGCGGAGGGGGGCUUUGCCACCUUCUCCUCCUGCUUCCCCGGCCUCUGUGAGGGCAAGCCUGCUGCCCUGCUGCCCAUGAGCCUCUCCCAGCCCUGCCUGCCCGUGCCCAGCGUGGGCCUGACCCGCAUCCUGCCUCACCUCUACCUGGGCUCCCAGAAGGAUGUCCUGAACAAGGACCUGAUGACCCAAAACGGAAUAAGCUAUGUCCUCAACGCCAGCAACUCCUGCCCCAAGCCUGACUUCAUCUGUGAGAGCCGCUUCCUGCGCAUUCCCAUCAAUGACAACUACUGUGAAAAGCUGCUGCCCUGGCUGGACAAGUCCAUCGAGUUCAUCGAUAAAGCCAAGCUGUCCAGCUGCCAGGUCAUCGUCCACUGUCUGGCCGGCAUCUCCCGCUCCGCUACCAUCGCCAUCGCUUACAUCAUGAAGACCAUGGGCAUGUCCUCCGACGACGCCUACAGGUUCGUGAAGGACCGUCGCCCGUCCAUUUCGCCCAACUUCAAUUUCCUGGGCCAGCUGCUGGAGUACGAACGCAGCCUGAAGCUGCUGGCCGCCCUGCAGGGCGACGGGGCAUCCCACCCUGGGACCCCAGAGCCCCUCCCGGGCCCUGCCGCCCCACUGCCGCCGCUGCCACCACCUACCUCAGAGAGUGCUGCCACCGGGAGCGCAGCGGCCAUCACCACCAGGGAGGGCGCACAGUUGGGGGGUGGGGAGACCCCCACCCCCGCCCCCGCCCCGGCCACCAGCGCGCUGCAGCAGGGCCUGCGUGGCCUGCACCUCUCCUCUGACCGCCUCCAGGACACCAACCGCCUCAAGCGCUCCUUCUCGCUGGACAUCAAGUCGGCCUACGCGCCGAGCCGGCAGCCCGAAGACCCCGGGCCCCCCGACCCCGGGGAGGCCUCCAAACUCUGCAAACUGGACAGCCCAUCGGGGGGCGUGCUGAGCCUGCCCUCCCCCAGCCCCGACAGCCCGGACGCGCCGCCUGAGCCACGCCCCAGGCUCCGCCGGCGGCCCCGGCCCCUGGCCGGCUCCCCGGCGCCCGGCCUCGGCCUGAACUUCGGUGACGCCGCCCGGCAGACUCCGCGGCUCGGCCUCUCGGCCCUGUCGGCGCCCGGGCUGCCCGGCCCUAGCCAGCCGGCCGGCCCUGGCGGCUGGGCGCCACCGCUCGACUCCCCGGGCACACCGUCCCCCGACGGGCCCUGGUGCUGCAGCCCCGAGGGCGCGCAGGGCGCGGGCGGUGCGCGGUUCGCACCCUUCGGCCGGGCCAGCGGGCCGGGCGCGGGAGGCGGCGACCUGCGGCGGCGGGAGACGGCGAGGCCCGAGGCCCGGGACGCGAGGACCGGCUGGCCCGACGAGCCGGCCCCGGAGACACAGUUCAAGCGCCGCAGCUGCCAGAUGGAGUUUGAGGAGGGCAUGGUGGAGGGGCGCGCGCGCGGCGAGGAACGGGCCGCCCUGGGCAAGCAGGCCAGCUUCUCGGGCAGUGCGGAGGUCAUCGAGGUGUCCUGACCGCGGCCGGGAGCGGCCCCUCCGCGGGGACCCGGCGCCCCCAGCCCUUCCGCUGCCCUCCCUCGGCUGGGCCCGCUAUAAAUACAUAUUAUAUAUAAUGCAAUGAAAGGUAAAUGGUUUUACUGCGAUUUUUAUCGAGAAGUAAAUAUUUCCAUUUUUUAUUUAUUUAAGCUGUUCAUUCUGGCAAUGACUUGGCAACAGUGCGGGCGGUCCUCGGAGCUCUAUUUUUACUGUCUGGUAUUUAAACUGAAGCCCACGUUUCUAAGCAAUAUGAGGCCACCUUCAGUUGCAAGCUGGGGUGCCAGGCCUGGGGUUCCCCCCUCCCCCCUCCCCCAGGAAACACUGCUGACCGUUGCAAAGAGGCUGCUGAGCUUUCGUGCACUUUUUACAUACGGGGAAAAAAAGAUGAAAAAACCUUUGCCACAAACUGAGCCGCAGAACCUCCCUGCCCCUCCCCCGCCCCACGACCUCCUCUCCUCCCUCUUCCUUCUCUGCUCCUUUCUGGGCACUUCACCAAAGCCAUAGGUGGGAGGAGGUGUCCCGGGAGCGGAGGAGGCACCGCCAGCCCCCCGGCCACCUCCAGGCGCCAGGUCUCGGUGCCCUAGAGGGCACCCCCACCGCCCAUGCCCCCGGGCCCGUUGCCUGGCAGGUGUUGGGGGCCCAGGGUGUUCAGAGGACUGGGGUCUGGAAGAGGGGAAGAGCGCGGUGAAGGGGGCUCCCGAGUGUCAGAUGACAUGGGUCCACAGGGCAGGGAUGCAGGUGGAAUGCCCCCACCCCUGCCCGAGGGGAGGCUGCUGCCCUCUCCUCCGCUUUGGGGGUGCCCCCUAGCGCCAGCUGCCAGUGGGAGAGCCAGCAGGAGGGGGAGCUUGGCCCCUGGGGGGUGGCAGGCUGGAGGAGCUGGGCCGCCAGUGCUGGCUCGGCUGGUCAGAGGGGGCAGAUAGAUUUAGGGGCUUGUUCUGCGGGUGGAGGUCCCUCCAGGAGGAGUGGCUGCCUUGCAGAGGGAGGGGGCAGUCAGCGCCUGGCAGACCCUUAUGCCUCGGGGGGUGGGGGCCUUAGCUUGGGAGGGCCGCCUCCACGUAAAUAUCCCUGAUGUGAGCAGAUGCAGGAGGUGUCCCCCACGUCUGCCCAACCUCCAUAGGGGCCUCGGAGGAGAGAGACCCCUGUACACCCCUCUCCUCUCCUCUGAAGCCUCCCCGGUAUCUUCAAGGUGACAUGCCAGUCCCUACUCCCAGGUGGCUUUUUGGCCCAGGUGGGCCAGCCUGGGGGUGAGGGCAGGAGCAAAGCCCCAGCUACCCCUCCUCGGUCAGUGGGACCCAAGGCUUUGGGAGGCAGGAGUGGGUGUCCCCCAACCUUCAGAUGUCCUAGAGUGUCCAGGAGUGGGGGCUGGUCACCUUGGGGAGAGGCCAGGGGCUUGGCAGAAGGGGUGGCCUGGGCAGGACUGAGUCCUCAGGCAGGCGUUGCGGGGCGGGGGGGGGGGGGCGUGCCUGCCCCCAGCUGCCCUCUAGCUGUUUCUUGUUCUUCUUUUGACCCCCGCCUUAUGUCCCGUCAUCCCCCCUUUGAACAAAAUUUCUGUUCCUGUUCCCUGUGUCCCCACCCCGUCCCCCAAGAGCAUAAGCUAUCAUUGUUGUAUUUGCAAUCUAUGGACUAGAGGUUUAACUAUUUAUUACUAUUGGUUAAUUAUUAUUAUUAUUAUUGAUUAUGUAAAUUUGCCUCCUGUCUGUCUAUCGCGUUGUGUUCCUGAGGUGACCCCGGGUGUGGAGGAUGCACUGGUCCCCACUCCGCGCCCUACCCCUAAGCUGUCCAGGAGACAGUGCUCAGGGCCGCUGGUUGGGCCCCACCACCCUGGGAGCGGGUCCCACGGCCCGUUCUCCCCGCCCUCCGUCCUUGUCCAGGGCUGGAGCCGCUGUGGCUUCUGUCCUGGGGCGCGUGGGGGCUGUUGCUCAUGAGACGCUGGUCGAAGUGAGCAGCUGUGAUGAGAGAAGGUCCCGUCUCGGCCGCCCCCUGCCCCCCGUGCUGGCGGCACUGGGCACCGGGCAAGAGCCCCUCCCUGGUCACUUCCACCCACUGUCCCAGGCAGGGAGGGGAGGGGGCAGGGCCCCAGCUCUCUCCAAGUCUCUCUUGGCCCUCCCACCCCUCCUGCCGGCCCAGUGCCCCGGCAUCAGGGGUCCCCCAGAAUGGACCCGGCCCCCUCCUAUUAUUUGCUGGAAAGUCCAGCGGAGGAGAGGUGGCAGGUCCCCCCGCAUGGCUCCCGGUCCCUCUGGACGGGGCUGCCCCACCUCAGAACCCCUUCCCAGCGCGGCCGCUCUCUCAUCCCUGUCCUGUCCCCUUCUUUUGUAUUUGGAAACGACGUGUUGUAAUAAAUCCUGAGAUGGAUGUUUUC